UCAAUUUGCACAUAGAAUUUCCGAUUCCUGUGAUUUGCAUAACACAUGAAUUUCUGAUAUUUGUUUUUAUAUGUUCUACCAUUUUAAACUCUCCAUUGAUUUCAAAUUUAUAUAAGACAAUUUUUCUGGUUUCCACGGAACUAUAGAUCUAAAAAUUCAUGAAAUCUAAAACCAGCAUAGUCGGUCAGUUUUUGAAAUCUCGAUAUUGUAACCUCUUUAUAAAGAGAUCAGUUGCUCAGACGCAUGUUUCUGGCGUUGGAGUUAUCAAAAGAAAGCUUAUAAAAAGUUGCUGUCCAUCAAACUGUUACUGCUUAAAUAACCAAAGUAUUGCAACAUAUGUCAAACUUAACCAAUUACAGACUGAGAGUGAUAGUACAACUAUAAGUAAGAUUGAUAUGGAGGGUGGAUUUGAAGUUGACCUGGUCGAUGCAUUGAAGACAGUGGUUAAAGACAGUGGAUGGCAGAGUCUAGGUUCAGUAUCAGAUUUAAAGAAAAAUAAAUGUAAAAGGUUUUAUGCUGAAGAUGGAGAAGACGUAGUAUUGAUUUAUGUACCAGGGCAAAAUACAUUUUAUUGUAUGGAUGCAGCAUGUUCACAUGAAGGUGGACCACUGGAACAGGGUGACAUAGAAGACUUUGAUGGAGAACUGAAGAUUGUCUGUCCAUGGCAUAGUUAUGAUUUUGACUUGAAAACAGGAAUCUCAUCCUCUGGAUUACAUCAAGAAGUAUAUCAAGUAGAAGUCGUAGGAGACAAAGUGUAUGUGAAUUACCCUGAAGACUUACAUACAAAACCAAGUAAAGUUAGUCCUGUAUCUACUAGUAAGGGUAAUGAACCAAAGACAGCAGAAAGUAUGGAAGAUACAGACACACUUAGUUAUUGGGCUGUUAAGAUUCUCAACACAGGAGACCCUGAUGAAAAGAUCAGGUUAACAUUUGAUGUUGGUGAAAAAUGGCAAAAAAGGGAGAUAACUACACUUGGUCACAUGAUUCCACCUGACCAACCAAAACGUGCUGACCAGCUGAAUAUUGUAGCUCCUGGAAAAGAAAAGAGGAGAGGAAAAGGUGGAAGUCUGGCUAGCAGAAUAUCCAAUCUGCAUUCCCUAGCUAAUAUAGAACAGUGGGCUGUAGAUUUAUCGUGGGAUAUUGUUGUUAGGUUUGCCCAUGUGACUGUGAAUGGUCAACAGUUACCACAAGAAUUCUUUGAUGACUUUAUACAGGUGGCAAUAGAUGAGGCAAAGCACUAUGGUAUGAUAAGUACACGACUGAAAGCUCUUGGUAGUCAUUUUGGAGCUCUUCCUGUUCAUAAUGCGUUAUGGGAUUCUGCCACAGAUACUUCUGAUAGUUUACUAGCAAGACUUGCUAUAGUUCAUAUGGUAUAUGAAGCAAGGGGUCUAGAUGUACAACCAAAGACUCUAGAAAAGUUUGCUAAGAAUAACGAUCCAGAAUCUGUGAAAGUUUUAGAAGUUAUUUAUAGAGAUGAGAUCACACAUGUUGCAGCAGGUCUCAAAUGGUUUACUUACAUCUGUAAAAAAACUCAACCACCAUUGGACUGUAUACCAACAUUUCAUGAAUAUGUGAAGAAAUAUUUUAGAUCUUAUUUGAAGCCACCAUUUAACACAGAAGGAAGACAGACUGCAGGAAUGUAUGAAGAGUGGUACAUGCCUCUUGUGAAACCCAAAUGAUGAAUCUUAGUAGGAAUAAUCUGUGUCGAUAAUGAUCUGUAACUAGCUCCAUAGAAAAUGAAGAGAGCAUAAAGUGAAAUAUGUCAUAUUUGACUUAAAGAAAAAAAAAUUAUGAUCUUUUACUUAUGUUAACUUUUAUGGAAUUUUACCACUUGAAUCUUAUAUUUAUAGUGAUAUUUUAUAAGAAUAAAAGAUUACAAGGCAGAAAA
Mytilus californianus (California mussel) is the source of this 1888-nucleotide messenger RNA. RefSeq lists its product as uncharacterized. The transcript has 14 exons. The record is from RefSeq and is a predicted model, not a curated record. Gene Ontology annotation, molecular function: 2 iron, 2 sulfur cluster binding. Bases 159 to 1679 code for a protein of 506 amino acids. NCBI's taxonomy places the organism in Eukaryota, Metazoa, Mollusca, Bivalvia, Mytilida, Mytilidae.